UUUUAUGUAACAAUCGGGGCAUCUAUGAGGAAAAGCCGUUCACUACAUUGCCAGGGACCGCGGCAGCUAUCGAAAUGUAUAAACACGGUCACAGAAGAAAAGCCAGGUUCACAUAGCAUUUCACAAAGCGAUUCAAUGCUGUCAUGGCGCUGAAACCGCAGGCGGAGGAGAAAAGCGCUUUCUUCAUCAGCGCUGAGGAGGAGGAGGAGGGCCACCAUGAACUUAUACUACAGAAAGGUAACGCUUUGGCAUCUGAGGACUGUCUCAAAGAGGCCAUCGACUGGUUUUCAGCCGCGAUGCGCUACGGCCCGGUUCGUCCCGAGCAGUUAAGCACUUUUGUGGAUUGUAUCCUCCGUAACUUCAAGAGGAAAGCCCCUGGGCCAGAGUCCUCAGCGGGCCGAAGUCCGGACCGAGCUGAAGAUCCUGGGGACUCCUCGGUGUUCGACUGCCCCAACUGCCACGGCUUUCUGGGCGAACCUGUGACCGUCGCCUGCGGACACUCGUACUGCAAAAGGUGUUUACAGAGGCGGCUCGUCUCCAAGUGUAAACUCUGCGACGAGCCCGUUGGGGGCGAGGAGAAAGCCAACGUAGCUCUCUGUGGACUUUUAGAAAAAUGGUUCCCCGACGAGCUGAAAAAGUUGAAAACGUUACAAGAAGUGGAGGCGUCAUGCGAAAGGAAACGCUACAACGAAGCCGUGUCGCUAGCGAGUGGUGCUCUCCGUUCAGAUCCAAACAUGACUUUGGUUCGUCUUUCCCGAGCAGAAGCGUAUGCAGCUCUCAAGCAGUACCAGCUGGCUUUGGAGGAUGCUGAAUUCUGUUCCAGGUCCAGCUAUUCUGCUGAAGCGCUGUUCAGGAAAGCCGUGGUGCUGUAUGAGAUGGGACAGGUAGACGAGUCUCUCCAAGUCUUCCUCCACUGCCUGACCAUCGACGAGAACUUCCCAGAUGCUAAAAGAGAAGUGGAAAAGAUCUUGUGUGACCUCCUCUCACCUGCUGAUGAGAAUGUUAAGGUGGGCCUGAGAGAAACCACUCAGAGCACGCUGCCCCACCUGCGCAGUAAACAUUUAAUAAACGAUGCCCCAGCUCAGCCGCAGACCCUCCCACAGAGGCAACCACAGCAACACCAGGUCCGUGGAGCAUCUGCACACCAAGUGGACAGCCAGGAGAAACGAUGUGAAAGCCUGGAGCGGCCCGGCCUGAGCAGAGCCCAGUCGCUGCGAAUGCACGGGUCUAACAGCAGUGAAGAGGGGCUAAAGAGGGUGAGCUCAGCUCCCCAGUUGGGCGACCAGGACAAGGGAAGUCUGCUGAAGAGGAAGCUGUCUGUGUCAGACAUUGAAUCGUAUGUGGUGGACAGUGGAAGUAGCAAACAUAAGAAACAAGGUGUUUCAAAAGGCUCCAAGCAUAAAUCAGCCAAAGCAAAAACCUGCAGAAGUGUUCCUAAGGAUCUGCUGGACGCCAAUGACCUUGAAUGCUCCCUCUGCAUGAGGUUGUUCUACGAGCCGGUGACGACUCCAUGCGGCCACACUUUCUGUAAAAACUGUUUGGAGCGCUGCUUGGACCACACUCCCCAGUGUCCGCUCUGCAAAGAGAGUCUAGGAGAGUUUCUAGCAUGCAGGAAAUACGUGGUGACGGCCAUCUUGGACGUGCUUAUUAAACAGCUUUUCAGUAAGGAGUAUGAAGAGAGGACAAAAACACACCUGGAGGAGAACAGAGAGCUGUCAGACCUGACGAAGAAUGUGCCUAUCUUUGUCUGUACCAUGGCGUACCCCACUGUGCCUUGUCCCCUCCACGUCUUUGAGCCGCGUUAUCGCCUCAUGAUCCGCCGCUGUAUGGAUACAGGCACUCGGCAGUUUGGGAUGUGCAUUAGUGAUCCUCAGAAAGGGUUUGCAGAUUAUGGCUGCAUGCUGAUUGUCAGGAGCGUCCAUUUCCUCCCCGACGGUCGUUCUGUGGUUGAUACCAUUGGAGGAAAACGCUUCCGGGUUCUUUCUAGAGGAAUGAAGGAUGGUUACAACACGGCAGACAUCGAGUAUCUGGAGGACACCAGGGUGAACAACAUGGAAGAACUUGAAAAAUUACAAGAGCUCCACGAUGCAGUUUAUGAACAGGCCCAGGUCUGGUUCCAAAACCUCAAGAUCCGCUUCCACAACCAGAUCCUGCAGCACUUUGGACCAAUGCCAGAGCGGGAACCGGACAUCCAGGCAACUCCAAAUGGUCCUGCUUGCUGCUGGUGGCUGUUGGCCGUUCUGCCCAUCGACCCUCGGUACCAGCUCUCUGUCCUCUCUAUGACCAGCCUCAAAGAUCGCCUAGUGAAGAUCCAGCACAUCCUCACAUAUCUGCAGAGCAUCCCCAACAAUUAAGAGCUUCCCCACCUCAUGUCGGGGAGCAUUCUCAAUCAUCCAGGACUUAGGAACUCCAAAAAAGGUUUAAAAGAAAAAAUAAAUAAAUAAAUAAAAAUAGUGGACUUCAGGUUGUUGCUAUUGUAGUUUUUAUUUUUUUAACUACAGAAACUGAAGUCCAUUUUUUUUAGAAACCUUUUUUUGAGUUCUCCACAACAAACAUCUGGACUUAAAAUGUAACUUUUAGGCAAACAUUCAUCAGCAUCUCAACAAUCUACAUCCUCAACUACCAGCUGGCUUCAUUGUUUUUCUUUUUACAGCACAAAACCCCUCAUUUACUAUUCUGUAAUAAAAUCAUAAAGGUUCUGUGAGAAACCCUCAGUGUCCAUCAAUAAAAACAGACAUAUGGCCAAACCACCUCAGGGAUGCACUUUUUGCUAUGAAAAAAAAAGUAAAAAAAAAAAUGAAAGAAAGGUGAUGCAAAUAUUUGCAUCGGUUUUCAUUCUUGAUGCAGUUCUUAUCAGAUCUUCCAUAAAGGUGGAAAGAAGAAGCUAUUUAACCAGAUGAAGACAGCAAGAGUAGUAUUUCUGUUUGGACGCUGGGUUUUAUUUCAUUUUUUUUUAAUAAUUGGAAUAAAUGAGGUGAAAGUCUAUUUUUUAGAUGAGUAAAGAACGGCCAUGCAAUUCAUUUUAAUCCUUAGGAGGGGGAAACAGAAUCCCAAAUGCUGAAAGUUGGAAAAAUAAUAGAAAGGUAAUUACACUGUUAUACCUCACUUUAAAUUUGUCAUAUAAAGGCUUCAUUAUGUCAUCAGAGGAGCCUUUGUGAGGAGAAAUGUGUGCAAACUCAAGUGCAUCUACAGUUUGCCGUCUGCGUUCCCAGCACUGAUGAAAGUAUUACUCCCUUCAAGUUGUCGCUAUCUUAUUUCACACGCUUAACACGCACAAACUUCCAUUGCUGCGCCAGUGUAGCAAAGGACCUACGUGUUCACAGAAUGAGGUCGUCUGUGUUUUUUUUUUUUCCCAUGUUAUGUUUGUUUUACUUCAGAGUUUCUUCCAGUUUUGUUUGAGUGUGCUCCCAAAGUUUUCCAAUGUGAAUCCGAGCAGUUACCUUCUGCUCUGCUCUUUUUAGUUGUUUUUCCUGACAGCUUUGGCAAACAUUGUAAGUCUGGAUCCCAUACAGUGUGGCUGGAAGAUUGUGUUAAUAAAAAGUACAAAAAAAAAAAGGAAAAUCGGACAUUACUCCUGCUGCACAGAUAAAUUAUUAAAGGGGGGAGAGGAAAUGCUAGACUAGAUGUGCUUCCAACAGCAAAAAGGAUCAGCUAAACACAAUUACUAAAAUUAUAAAGAUGAUAAUUUAAAUCAAUGUAAUUAUAAACACAAUACCCGUAUAAUAAACUCUAAAUUUGGAAUCUGUGGUGUUGCUCUUAAGUGGGAGUUGUCACAAUUAUUGUUUACAUUUUGGUUCCCCCCGAAAAUUCCUCCUGUUUGAUUACAAGUGUGUUAAUCAUCACUUUGAAAAUAUUCUAUGAAUAAAUGGGGAAUCUGGAAGUAAUUUAACCAAACAAACAAACAUAAGUAUACAUGAAAGAAUUGUAUGUAAACCUUCAUUAAAUGCUGCUGAGUGCUUGGAAAGCGAGGAGGCUUCGGUAGGGGGAGGAGCUACAUUUGCCUUACACCAUACAUCUUUACCUUUAUGCAAUAGCUUGGUUACCAUUCCCUAUUUUCACCACAGCAUGAAUGCUUUUUAUUUUUUUUCUCAAGCUUUUAUGUCAUAAUAUAAACAAAUUUGUGAGAAAAAGAAUAAAAAAAUCUCUCUAUAUAUAUAUAUUAAGUUAAUGGUGUUUAAUGUAAAUCAUUUGUACAAAGCCUUUUCAGACAGAUCUUGCUUUUUGCUAAAAUGUUUUAAGUUAUCAUUUUUCAACAAUAAAUGCACUUUUUUUCAAACAUGAA
Cyprinodon variegatus (sheepshead minnow) is the source of this 4282-nucleotide messenger RNA. RefSeq names its product LON peptidase N-terminal domain and ring finger 1 (gene lonrf1). Gene Ontology annotation, molecular function: protein binding. The coding region runs from base 144 to 2354 and encodes 736 amino acids. The transcript has 12 exons. The record is from RefSeq and is a predicted model, not a curated record. NCBI's taxonomy places the organism in Eukaryota, Metazoa, Chordata, Actinopteri, Cyprinodontiformes, Cyprinodontidae.